Armigeres subalbatus is the source of this 8274-nucleotide messenger RNA. RefSeq names its product brefeldin A-inhibited guanine nucleotide-exchange protein 3. NCBI's taxonomy places the organism in Eukaryota, Metazoa, Arthropoda, Insecta, Diptera, Culicidae. Gene Ontology annotation, biological process: regulation of ARF protein signal transduction. The transcript has 7 exons. The record is from RefSeq and is a predicted model, not a curated record. Bases 548 to 6736 code for a protein of 2062 amino acids. Gene Ontology annotation, molecular function: guanyl-nucleotide exchange factor activity.
UUGUUGGUUUUUGGAUUAUUUCGGAAAAAAAUAUGUGGGACCCACCUCAAGGGAUGGAGAUGUGGGAUAACAAACAUCUGCAACCAUAAAAUUUCCAAAUGCUACUUUGAUUGGUGAUUUCAUGGCUUGCUUGGUUACUGCAGGGGUGUGGGAAAUCCGCGUGAUUGAUUUUUAUUUGUGACUUUCAACUAAUUGAUGAUCUGUACGGAUUUUUGGAAUUGCGGAAAAGUUUGGAAACAGUCUCACCCCUUUUUAUCGUUCUGGUGUCUCCACACACAUUCUCUCUUACAUUACACAGGAAGAAAAUCGAUAGAGGAUAGCUUAGGCUUUUUCUAUUUACUGUUGUAACCCGAGACAACCGCAAAACAUUGUGUGCAGUGGUUGCAUUUGCGACGAAACGAGGGGUUAUCUCCUGCAUGCAGGCAACCACCCAAAUAUUCCAAACCGAACUAUCCAGGGUUGGACACGAACAUGAAGACAGCUUAGGGCUGCUGCCAUUGUUGUUAUUGUUGCUAUAGUUCUGAGUUCAGUGAAGCGGAAAUACAGCAUGGAGGAACUUUUGAUGACUAUCGUUAAGGAGGCGACCGGGAGCAAGCAGCAGAACUUGAAGCAAGCCGCACAAAUUGCACACGACAAACUUUUACGCCAGCAUGGCAUCCAUAGGGACCCCUCGUACGAGUUACGAUCCGUUUGCUUCACCGCUCUACAAAUGGCGCUGGACACGAAGCGACCUAAAUUUGUGACCUACGGUUUGAAUGGGUUGCACCGUAUCAUUCGCGAUGAACGAUUCUUCUUCGGUCUGGAACCGGAGGACGACUCACUAUGGUUGCCGGCCCAACUACUCAGGUCGACUUCGGGGAUAUCAACCGUCGGCAAUGAGGACACCGUAGUCAACGUUCUUCGGCUAUUCCUCUCGAUGGCUUGCUCGCCAACUUGUACCCUCAAUGGUAGACUUCUCAUCGAAGUCCUGUCGAAGUGCGGUGAAUGCUGGGAGAAUGGCUCACGAGCAGUGAAAGCAGCUUCCUUAGCUGCCGGGAGUCAAUGUUUACGCGCAUUCUGUACCUUCCUCAAGGACGAAGCCGAGGAGAUUCUUCGUACCGGUCCAACUGGGAUCAUCAGCAUCGGCAUGGCUGCCGCCGUCUACAACGAGGUUAUACCUGUAAUGCAAUGGCUGUGCAGUCGGUUGAUAGAACCCAGCACCGGCAGUCCUAAGCGGACAGACGCUCCCGGUUCCCUUUACCUGAUGGAGUGCAUCCUAACCCUGGUGACAUCCCUGCCACCAGAUGUCCACGCCAAUCCUCAUUUUACCGCCUUCCUGUGGCAGAAGUUCUGUCCAACGCUAGCCGCUACCCUCGGUUCACCCGGAAGAGUCAACAUUGAUAAGAAGUUCAGUUACAAAGACGCAAUACACCUGAUUGAAUCGGAACACCGUGGCUUCUUUACCCGUCCGGGCCUGGAUGGACCUCAAGCCCGUUGCAUCUACCUGACCAGUAUUCAGCUGCUACGGAUUGCGGGAGCCCAAGGUACUCUAAGGCCCAUGCUGGAAGCCCUGUUCCAUCGGAUGUUGCUACUACCAAUAGCGGCAAAUCGAGCCGAACCGUUGCGUUGCGUUCGGGAAAUCCUUAAGAGCCCCGAACGUCUCAUUGACCUGUCGGUCAUUCUCUAUCCGGACAAAAAUCAAGGCCAGAGCUGCAGUGACGACAUGGCGUUAUUUCGACUAAUUGUGGACGCCAUGGAAGAGUGCGCCACUGCAUCGCAUCACGGCAACAAUUCCGUAGACAACUCGAUGAACUCGAGCGUGGAGUGCAUCGUGGCACUGCUGGAAAGCCUCCAGACCCUUUGCUCGGGAACAUUCGACGAGGCAAUCAUGAGCGAUCGUAUUGCCGAUGCCAUCAACAACCGCUACCAUCAGCUGCGGGAAUCCGACUACACCGGCCCAUUGACAUAUCAAUCGAUGGCACGGCUACCGGCACCGUACCGAGACGCCGUUGCCGAGCUGCGUCAGAAUGGCUUCGAAACAUCGUCCGAGUCCGAAGUGGAUGCUGAGCAUCCGAUCGAUCCGGAGGCAGGUUCUCUCGGAUCUGGGGACACGGAAGGCCCAGAAGAUGAGGCCCACUCCUCCAGCGAUGACGUAUCGUCCAGGAUCGACGGCAAUUGGCCCUGGGCUCACCUGGAGGAACCCCCACUUGUCCGUUCGGAUGUAGACUGCGAUCGCCAUCACGCUCGGGAGUUCGCAAAAGUGCUUACCGGAGAUCUGGUUCCGAAUCUGCUGAAGCUGAAAGUUUCCGUCGAAGUGGACGAAGCUAUCCAGGAGUUCGCUUCCAAUAUCUGCCAGCAAAAUAGUCUGAAUUACUCGGACUACGACUACAAUCUAACCGCGUUAAACGCGGAUGGAAUCUAUCUAGCGACCUACUCCGCUCUGCUCUUAGCGCUGCAACUCAUGAAAGCCGGUCAUUACGAAGAAGACCAUGAGCCCAUUCUGAUUCCUUUAUCUGAGCAACAAUUCGUAACUUCCGUCCAAAACGCUGGAGUUUUAGUCUACCUUAGCUCCGCGUGGCUCCGUGAGCUCUACCAGAGCAUCCUGGCUUCCAACCCACUCGGAACGUUAAAGUCCAUCGAAAAUACGGAUGGAUCGCACUGUGCCCUGGUGGACAUGCUGUACGAUGCCGGCGGCGUCGGUCCAUCACAAAUGCUGUCAGACUGGCAACGGCUGCAGUCGGUCGUCAGAAUUCAAACCGAACCGAACGCCAAACAGCUGGCGGGCAAGAAGCUUGCCAGACGUCUACUCACCUGUUGUUGGGAUUCGAUGGUCACAGUGCUGACCGCCGGGUUGGGCGAGGUUGACGACUCUCGCACGGCUCGACUGAUGAAGCUAUCGAAGAAGACCCUCCGGGUCAAGAAGAAAGCCCGCACCUCGGGCGAAGCGCUGUACGCUCUGAGCUUGGAAGGUUUGCAUGCUGCGGCCACGUUGAGCAACUCGCUCAAUUUGCAGCAUCUAGCUGGGAAAAUCCUAAACCUGAUCGCAACAAACGUGUGUCAAAAUUCGGGCCCAAAGAUCCCCGCUAGCCAAGCCCUGUCCAUGGAUGUGGUGCUGUCCGGUGGAUUGGAACUGGGUUCACAUUCCGCCGAAUGUUGGCUGCCGGUAUUCUCCGUUUGUCGACACGUGACCCAGCUGGAGCACGAUCUGUUCAGCUCGCAGAACGCUCAGAUGGGAAACGCUUCCCAGGUGGCGAGCAAUGGAAAGGAAGCGGAAUCGCCCAGCAAGAGCAGUGCACAAUCCGACAAACUGAAUUUGUCGUCGUACCCGAUUGACGAGGAUGAGACGUGCGUGGAUGUUUACAGUUUCCUGCAGGCACCGCUCCCGAAUUCGAACGCCAACGUGGCAACCAUCCUGAAGGCGUACUCCGGCAACGAUGCGGUCAAUCUAUCGCAAGCGGAUACGGCCAAAAUGCUGUGCGCGUUGUCUCACCAGGCGGACACACUCUUCUCGGAUGCCGCCGAGCGUCUCGCCCUGCCAGCUCUGCUGCACUUCCUGAAGAGUCUGUGCCGGGCGUCACGCGAGCAGCUCUACCGCGGUUCGUCAUCCAAGAAGGGUAAGAAGUCCUGGUGGCUUGGCCGGCCGUGGAAGGUUAAGAACGAUUCGCUACCUCUGUCACUGCUGUUGCAUCGCGUCGGCGAUGUAACGCUGAAGGUAUUCCGGGGACCAAGGCCGCUGCUGCACAUUCUGAAGGUUUGGGCCAUCACCGGGCCGCAUCUGAUGGAUGCUGCUUGUCACAAGGACCGUGCCAUUUCGAAGCGAGCCAUCGAAUACAUCCAUGAUAUCAUUACGGCUCUUCUGGUGGAGCAGUCGGAGCUGCCGCAUUUCCACUUCAACGAAGCGCUCCUCAAGCCGUUCGAGAACUUGUUGAGCAUGGAUUCGUGCGAUGUGGACGUACAGGAUCAGAUAGUGGCAUGUCUGUACGAGAUCGUCGAGGCUCAUCGUACGGAGAUCCGGUCCGGUUGGCGACCGCUGUUCGGAACGUUAAGAACUGCUCGUAACCGCCCGGUGCAUUUGUCCAACAUCAUCGACAUCUUCCAUGUAUUUCUUGAGACGGACAACACGCUGGUGUUCGCCAACGCUGGACUGGACUGCAUUUUGUGUCUGUUGUCCUACCUGGAGAUCUCCGGUAGUGGGGGAAGCGCUGCCGGUUCCACCGGAGGGAGCGGCAACGGAUCCGAAGGCAGCACAAACGACGACAAUAACAUUAGAUCCAGUGAUUUUUUAUAUGAUGCUUUGAAAUUCCUCGAACGUUGCUCAUCGAUCCUUAGUUUCAUGUACAACAUGCCGCAGUGUCCGAACCUGCACUCGACUUACAAGAUCAAGGGCAUAACCUACACUCACAUAAUCGAUGCCAACAUUCCGAACUCGAUGGAAAACUUCACCUACUUCGGACAGGACUAUCUGCAGAGCAGUAAUGAGCAGUACAUGAUCAGUUACCGAUCGCUUCACAUCGACAAGGAGACGAUCACCAAGAUCGAUGAGCUGGACAAGCCUAGCGGAGUGCUGAAGGUGUGGUUCCUGUUGUUGGACGGAUUGACCAAUUCGUUGAUCGUGUGCCCAAUUGCUCAUCAAUCGCCGAUCCUGCAGUCGAUCUUCAAGCUAUUCAAAUCACUGUUGAUCAAUCCGGGAAUAGAAUUUGGUUUCUACUGUAUCAAUCACCUGUUGAUUCCGAUGAUUCAGGACUGGUUGCGGUACGUGAACAAGGCGCAGAAGAACUGGAGCUUGAUCGAGAAGAAUUUCAAGCACUGCUGCUGCAUGACCACCGAUCUGGUGGUGGAGUUCAUCGAGAAGUCGCAAACCUCGGUGGGAGGGUUGGAAGACCGAAUUGUGAUCGGGAGCGAGCAGACGUUCAACCAUCAUCAGCAGAGUUUGAAGAAGAACAAGUUUACGAGCAUCGUUCGACCGGUGGAUAAUAUGAAGUACAGCAAGCUGCGGAGGAUGACUUCGGUGGAGGAUCAGCAGCAGCAGCAACAACAGCAGUAUGCGGGUUAUUAUGGAAAUAAGAAGGAAGAGGAGUCUGGGGCGACUAAGAUCCCGACGGCGGCAAUUUUAGCGCUGAAGCAGUUGUUGCUAGUGUUGAUUGAGUGUUCGGCGCAGUCGCAGGAAACGAUCGCUCGAGUCGGGGUGAGCUGCAUGAAGCACAUCAUCUUCUCCACCGGGCACAUCUUCAACGAGGACCAGUGGAUGGUGAUCACGUCGGCGAUUCACCGGGCCAGCACGGUGACGAUGGCUCCGCUGAGACAGUUGAUCUUCGCUUUCAAUGAGAACUCGAACAGUUUUUACGGAGAUUGUGCAAAUGUGAAGGUCGCGGCAAGGCGUGAUAGUACGCUGGAUGAACUGCAGAGGGUGCACUCGUUGGCACAGCAGGUGUUCCUGAUGGACAACCAGCGGGACGUGUUGAACUCUAAGGUGAACAACAACAUCGCUGGAAGUUUGAAUGGAGUUAAUGGAGCUGGUACGGCUACGGAUGAUCGAUCAUAUUCGUUUUUGCUGUACCCUUUGAACUGCAACACGAACAUGACGCAGUCGUGCUCGGUGAACGGAGGCGGCAUUAGUGCGUCUUUGCAGAGCAACGGUUUGAACUUGGAUAGCUACAUCAUUAGGAUUCCGUACAGGAACUUGGUGGUAGGGCUGUUGGCGAGUCAGAUGUUACUGCAGUUGAUAGCCAACAUCUUAUUGAAUGGGCUGACGAAUGUUCCGAAUGAACUGAACUCGUGCAUCUAUAACGGAGGUGAGACUACAACUAGCAGCACCAGCAAGGCCCUAUUCCAACUGGGGUACCGCAGUAAGGAGGUACUGCUGAGAACCUUGAAGCAGUUCCUUAUUUGUUCGAUGGACUUUGAUCUGCGACCAGGGCUCAAGUUUUUGAUCCAGAAGGUGUCCAAUAUUGAAAAUGCGGCCAACUUGUAUAAGCAAAUGACGUCCUCGUGGAUCAUAAACUACAUGACCUUGGUGGAUGUCUAUAUCAACAAUAUCCGGGCGUAUAACCUGAAUGAAGAUGACAUCAAGUACAUUCUGGACUCGUGUAGUCACAUGACGGCCGCUAGUCAGCAAUGGAAGAAAAACGAGAACUUCGUCCAUUAUCUGUUGGCUCUUCGGGACUUGUGGGAUCUGAUCGCAGAGCACUUCAUCGAUAACAUGGAGAGUAACGGCAACGAUGGUUCGAUCAUUACACACAUCGUAGAGAACAAGUUGGAGAAAUACGAACGCUUCGACGACAAGCUUGAUAGCUCCGGAGGCGAGGACGACCCGUCGAGUUCACCGGAGGGAGUCAGCUGUGGAGAUCUGUCCAACGACAACGACAAUCAAGUGAUUGAUCCAGAGUCGCCGUCCAAAAGUGACGAAGAGAGCGUCUCCGUAUCGACGAUUGUCGGCAACCACGGUGGAAGAAUGAAUCCGUUCAAUAUCUCCGCCAAUCAGCAGCAGCACUUGCAACAUCAACAGCAGUUGCAGCAUCAACAGCAACAACAGCAAUCCAUAUCGCCGGAGAUCGAGCAGCAGAGAACUAAUAGCAUACAGAAGGACUUGAUUUGCAAACGGACCGCCCUGAAGCAGCUGAUCGUGGCCUCCAUGGAAUUGCUGAAACUGCUGCCCGAGGAACAGGCCGAGCUUUUGAAGCUGCUACUCACGCCCAAGAUCCGCGAAGCAUUCCGGGUGAUACAAGAACAGGGUACAGGGGGCUUAACAAUGGAGUAGGUGCCGUUCAACCCGCUGCGCGGGUUUUCUUCUACGUAACUUUUUUGUCGCACUACCAUAUAUAUGCAAACGUACAUUUCGAUGGAAGACAAGAUAUAAUCGACUAGACUGAAAUCGUUUAACAAAAAUAUAUAUCGCAAAUUUACAGACAAUGCAAACUCCUGAAUUGAAGUUGAAUGGCAGAUCAAGAAAAAAACACAUAUUUUGAUGAUAUAUAGCUUUACAUGAUUUAUACAUUUACGCAUAAAACAAAACAAAAUCAUAUAUACCUAUAUAUACAUAUUGAUGCCCCCUUAAGAAUCCUAUAACUGUUGAUAUACGCUAAGGAAUUUACUAAGGAAAACGCAAAUACGCUAUUAAUUACUACACUUGAGCUAUAUGCCCUCCACACAGCAGCUGUGACAAUUGACACUAACACUAACACAUACACAAACACGUUGCUCAAAAACAUACAACACUUAUUCUCUCAAACAGUCAGCAGCUUAAAGCUAUCACAAUGCGCGUGUGUUCUACUCGUUUCAACACUAACUUACUACAGAAACAAUCCGGUGUAAUCGAAAACCUCACCUAUAUGCAAAAACUAUAAAUCAAACCCUUUUAUAAGCAACUAUAGCUACCAAAAACAGCCUGGCUUCUAUCAUUAUAACCGCUCGCAAGCACUACAAUACCGGCGUGGUUACUUCCGUUGACUAACUUUCUUCGGCUUGUAUUCUUUUUCGUUCAAUCUCAACAAGGCUACGAGAAUUAUCAAAGCAAGCGUUCUGCAUCACAGCCUACUCAGCCGAUCAUUUUACCUUGUCUCAAAAAUGUAAACUCUUGCUUAGAAAAACAAGCUUCUGUGACUCUUUAUCUAUCUUAACAAUUUCCUCUCUCGAAUACGUGGAGCAUUAAAAAAUCAAUGAUUCAAAUUAUGAAGUGGAACAAAUCGAAGAACCUACUGCAAAUGGUUGCCGGAAGCCAUUAUUUAUGAUAGGUACGUUUAUUAUUAUGUAUUCGUGGUAUACGUGUACUCGAGUUAUUACACAGACACUCAAACAUACAAACAAACUAAGUAAACAAUGUAUUUAAUCUGCUUUGGUUGAAAGUAAAACAACUUAUAACUAAAAGUGAAAAAAAAAACAAAGUAUUUUUUGCGAUUGAAUCAGUAUUUUAACUCCUUUGAAAAACAACAAAUUUAUCCCCGAUUUUUAAUUAGGGCUCAUUUUUAUUACGAAAAAAUAAAUUCAACACAAAAUACAAGACAAAAAAGACACUCCAAACUCCCCAUUGGACAUCUCUCUCUAAAUGUGGAUUAAACCAAACAAAACCAGUUGAAAACCCAGUAACAAAACAGUAUAAACAGCAAACAUUUCAGAUAGUAUGUGAAAAAAAAACAAGUAUUUACCCUCAGACAAUGUGAAUGAGUAUGGAAACGCAGUAUAGAGGCAGAGGAAGAAAGGAAACAACAAACAUCAGCAACCAAUUCCAUCACCGACGUGGAACCUGUCGUGAGAAACAAUAAACAAUUGAAGUAAAAUAUUAUAUAUUUGUGCAACUGA